Molecule: messenger RNA, 486 nt
Organism: Orycteropus afer afer
Lineage: Eukaryota; Metazoa; Chordata; Mammalia; Tubulidentata; Orycteropodidae
Gene: TMED10
Product: transmembrane p24 trafficking protein 10
Biological process (GO): endoplasmic reticulum to Golgi vesicle-mediated transport; Golgi organization; intracellular protein transport
Cellular component (GO): endoplasmic reticulum-Golgi intermediate compartment; COPI-coated vesicle; endoplasmic reticulum
Source: RefSeq, a predicted model, not a curated record
GUCUCCGGCACCAUGUCUGGUUUGUCUGGCCUACUGUUCCAACGCGGCCCUUGCCCGUUGGCGUUGUUAAUUUUGCUCCUGCUCGGCCCCAGCUCGGUCCUCGCCAUCUCCUUCCAUCUGCCCCUUAAUUCCCGCAAGUGCCUCCGGGAAGAGAUCCACAAGGACCUACUGGUGACGGGCGCAUAUGAGAUCACCAACCAGUCUGGGGCCACUGGCGGCCUGCGCACUCACCUCAAGAUCACAGAUUCUGCUGGCCAUAUUCUGUACUCCAAGGAGGAUGCAACCAAGGGGAAAUUUGCCUUUACCACUGAAGAUUAUGACAUGUUUGAAGUGUGUUUUGAGAGCAAGGGAACAGGGCGGAUACCUGACCAACUCGUGAUCCUAGACAUGAAGCAUGGAGUGGAGGCAAAAAAUUACGAGGAGGUAUGUCCUGCUUUCAAGCCAGAGGAGGCAGUGGCGUGCUGUGCCGAGAUUUCUGUGACCUAG